Messenger RNA from Gasterosteus aculeatus aculeatus (three-spined stickleback), 5707 nucleotides. RefSeq names its product solute carrier family 27 member 4 (gene slc27a4). The record is from RefSeq and is a predicted model, not a curated record. NCBI's taxonomy places the organism in Eukaryota, Metazoa, Chordata, Actinopteri, Perciformes, Gasterosteidae. Gene Ontology annotation, molecular function: oleoyl-CoA ligase activity; long-chain fatty acid transmembrane transporter activity. Gene Ontology annotation, biological process: medium-chain fatty acid transport; long-chain fatty acid import into cell; long-chain fatty acid metabolic process. Gene Ontology annotation, cellular component: endoplasmic reticulum membrane; plasma membrane.
UGACACGCCGGGUUGGGACGCUGACGGCCGGGGGGCGGGCGUAAGCUAAGAAAAUUAUAAGGUCAUUUGAAUUGCGGUUGCUAGCGAGCUUAUUGCCUGCGAACGAUCCCAGAUAUGAUAUCGAUAAUUGAACGGCGAUGAACGGAUGAUGAUCGCGGGGUCAAAGUCGAGGCGCGCGGACCCACAGCUCAUCGCGGUGUUACAGCAGCAGCAGCAGCAGGAGGGGAUCCCGGUGCGUGUGUGCGUGUGUCCGUCUCUGCGUGCGUUCCUGUGAGCCGCUGUCGGGCAGAAGAAGACGGGCCUGUAAGCCGAUCAGGGACGCGGCGUCGCGACACAAUACGCGGGUUUCACGUCUUGGAUUUCCGCGCACCUUCAUGCUGUGACGGCGGUAACCAGGAUGAUGCGUCUAGCGUGUUCCACGGCCCUGCUGUUUGUGUUGAGGCUGCUGGUGGGCCUGCCUUGGUUCCAGGUUCUGCCGGCCAUCCUCAUCUUCUACCUGGGAACCGGAGGAUGGAGCUUCCUGAAGAUUUUCGCCAAGACAGUUGGCAGAGACUUGCAUGCGGCAUACGUGCUGUUGCGGGUGAAGAUGAAUGUCAGACGCCACCUCAAAGAGAAGAACACCAUUCCCAAGAUCUUUGCUGAAACGGUGGCCCGCCACGGGGACAAGACGGCACUGAUCUUCGAGGGGACCGGGGAGACGUGGACCUUCCGACAGCUGGAUGAGUACUCCAACAGAGUGGCCAACCUGCUGCUGGAAAGGGGCUUCAAGGAUGGCGACGUUGUGGCUCUCUUCAUGGAGAACAGAUCCCAGUACGUGGGCCUCUGGCUCGGCAUGGCCAAAAUCGGAGUCGAGGCGGCUCUCAUCAACUUCAAUUUGAGGCUGGAGGCCUUGGUCCACUGCGUCACCAUCUCCGACGCCAAGGCUGUGGUGUUUGGCUCCGAGCUGAAUGAAGCCGUGUCGGAGGUCCACGGCUUGAUGGGGAAAGCCGUGCAGAUGUUCUGUUUGGGAGACUUUGACCCCACGCGGGUGCCGCGGGGGACCGAGUGCCUGGAGCCUCUGUUGGAUAACGCCCCGACCCACCUGCCCAGCCGGCCGCAGCGCUGCUUCACUGAUCGCCUGUUCUACAUCUACACGUCAGGAACCACUGGGAUGCCAAAAGCUGCUAUUGUCGUGCACAGCAGGUACUACCGCAUGGCAGCCUUGGUAUAUUAUGGCUUUAAGAUGACUUCAGAUGACGUGCUGUAUGAUUGCCUUCCGCUCUACCACUCUGCAGGUAACAUUGUGGGAGUGGGCCAGUGCUUAAUCCACGGCAUGAGCGUAGUCAUCAGAAAGAAGUUCUCUGCCUCGCGUUUCUGGGACGACUGUGCCAAAUACAACUGCACUAUUGUGCAGUACAUCGGGGAGAUCUGCCGUUACCUGCUGAACCAGCCGGUCCGGGACACCGAGAAGCAGCACCGAGUGCGCAUGGCACUGGGCAACGGCCUGCGGCAGUCCAUAUGGGAGGAGUUCAUGACCCGCUUCAACAUCCCGCAGAUCGCAGAGUUCUACGGAGCCACAGAGUGCAACUGCAGCCUGGGCAACUUCGGUAACAAGGUUGGCGCAUGCGGCUUCAACAGUCAGAUCCUGCCGUUCAUCUACCCCAUCCGGCUGGUGAGGGUUGACGAGGAGACCAUGGAGCUCAUUAGGGGCCCGGAUGGCGUCUGCAUUCCCUGCAAACCUGGUGAACCCGGGCAGCUGGUUGGCAGGAUCAUUCAAAAUGAUCCUCUUCGGAGGUUUGACGGCUACGUCAACCAAUCGGCGACCAGCAAGAAGGUUGCUCAGAGUGUUUUCAAGAAGGGAGACAGUGCCUAUCUCUCUGGUGAUGUGUUGAUCAUGGACGAUUGCGGCCACAUGUUCUUCAAGGACCGUACAGGAGACACUUUCCGGUGGAAGGGAGAGAACGUCUCAACGACAGAGGUGGAGGGGACGCUCAGCCGGCUUUUAGACAUGAAAGAUGUAGUUGUCUAUGGAGUGGAAGUACCAGGAGCAGAAGGAAAGGCCGGAAUGGCCGCCAUCGCUGAUCCGACUCACUCCACUGACCUGGUGAAGUUCGUGAAGGACAUGGAGAAGGCUCUCCCUCCUUAUGCCAGACCGGUUUUCCUUAGGUUCCUUGCGGAGGUCAACAAGACAGGAACGUUCAAGUUUCAGAAGACGGACCUGCGGCGCGACGGCUUUGACCCCUGCAGUGUGACGGACAGACUUUACUUCAUGGAUUCCAGAACAGGGUCUUACGCGCAGCUGAACGAGGAGCUUUACCACUCCAUAUUAUCAGGAAAACACAAAUUGUGAUGGGCGGGCCGACCACUUCAUCUCCACGUGCACACAUGGACGCUCCCACUGAUGCAGAAGAGAAGACCAAGAUGUCGAAAGCAGGACCAUGUCCCCCCAUAAUCGAUCACAUGUAAAGUCAUAGCCAUGCAUACUCAGAGGCCCAUUUACACCUACACACAUUGUAUUCCGCAAAACACUUUUAAAAUCCCUAAAAGCAGUCUUGUGCACUCCACACACACACACACACACACACCACCACCCCAUCCGUCCCCAGCAACUCCUCUCGCUACGUCAGCAAGCACGGAGAGAGGCACAAACCUGGUAUUUGAUAGCUUGAAACCACCGUUCACAGCCACACGGGGCCCGAGAGGCCGCGCCCGUCCAUCCCGGUCCACCCGAGGGACACCCGAGGGGGGGAUUUGUGAAGCAGUUGCCUUGUCAACUAUAAACUACAGAUAUCCACAGACUUGAAUUAUCCACAUGAUGUUAAGAAGUCAAAUGGAAACUGUACAAAAAGUGUUUGUGUUGGACAAUGGAGGAACCUAUGAGGACUUGGACUUUCUCUCUAAUCUGUAAUAUUGUUUCGCUAAAGACUGGACUUCCCCUGCACAAUCAGCCGCGACAAGCCUGCAUGACAGCGUCAGCUUUUUCGAGGUUAACUUUAUAACGUUUCUGGCACUUAUUUGGUAUCAUUGUCUUAAAUUAAAUCCCUCCCCCAUGUUCCACAGAGCUUGAGAUGAAAAUAAGCAAAGUAUACCAAGGUGGUUGUUGUUGUUGUUGUUUUUUAAAGGGAACAGCAUGUCGGAGUGAGGGAAGCCUUUGUUGCAGACGUUAAAUUAGACCAGUGGUUAAAGCUGAAAGAUCUGCUGAAGUGAAACGGGGCUCCAGCGUGCGCAGUGCAAUAAUCAGCCGCACCACAUGACAGCUGAUAUAAAACAAAGACCUGUAUUUAAAUAUGUCUACGUCACACCAAAAAUAUUUAAGUUGUAGUGUUUACUUUUGCGUAUUUAAGAUGAUAUGACAUUUUUAUUAUUUGAUGUUUUUGUGAAAGCUUUCCUUUUUUUUUUUUUUGCUUGUAUCCAAAAACCUGUGCUUUAAUAACUGUCGGAGUCCUCAAAAAUGCAAAGUUGCAGAAUUUUCUAUCAGCUGCUGGAACACAAAGUCAAGUGAUCUGACUGAAUCAACCAUGGGCCAAACACAUUGGGCUGUUUCCAUAAACGGGGAUUUAAUACUGAGCUGACAUGCAGUGCGUUUGUGUGGCUGUAUUGUGCAGGUUUUGUCCUCCAAGGUAGUCUCAUCAUACAGUGUGUGUGUGUAUGUGUGUACGUUCUUCCUGAAAAACAUAUGAAGAAGACUUGACUAAAGAAGAAGCACCAAAACGUCUGAUCAACGAGGUCUCGUGUUUUCAGCGAUACUCCGGAGGAGGGGGAUGUACCGCCAGAUUCAAGAGCGCCGAGAGAUCCAAAGAUUCAAGCCCGUCGUGGAAGGACGUUGUCAUCGCCGUGGAAACGGAAGAGCAGAACAACAAGAGAACACGUGCUUUGUAAAUCGUCCGUUUGUCAAUUGUUUGCGGUCGCUGUCAUCCGUAGUUGCGGUAGCGUGAAUGCGCAUCAUCAACCAUUACAAGCAGAGCACUGUGCCUUACUGUGAGUUCACCUCCCAGAUCCACAGGCCCGGCCCCCACACACACGGUGUGCUUCCCGCCGUUAGACCCGUUUCCUCCACCCUCUGUCCCACCCAAGCUCUAAAUGUCCUUUUUUUGCUGCAGCCUCGCAAAACUAGCCCAAAGUAUGGCAGCUGAUGUACGUUUUAUUCUGAAGGGUCCGUGGCAGCCCGCCGACCGGCGCCUCCGUCCUGCCAGCUGCAGGAAAAGGUUGUGUUGAUGUUUUCUUUGGGGCGAGAGUCCGUGUUUUGCGAGGCAGCUGUCGCAGCGUCUUGUCUGUCUCCUCUGGUCUUUUUCUGGUCCUGUUUUUUUGUUUUUUGGUCGUCUUACAGAUGUUGUGCACCCAAGUCUCCAUUUGCUAAUUUUCCUUUUACGCAGUCAUCAUCUGUCUUCCAAUCAGCCCGAUCCUUUCAAUUCAUCUUGACCUUCCUCCCCCUCUGUGCCGUCCUAACCCUCGCAGCCAGGGUUCUGCCUACUAAUAUUCCGACAACGGUGAAAACAUCUUUCCUGUUCGGAGCUCAUAUAGUGUUCUGAUUGAGGUUCAAGAGGUCUCGUCACACAAAGCUCCAACUACACUCCCCAACGCUGUUCUGAAAUAUUUUUUGCCGAUGCGUGUUGUGCAUAGUCUGUGGAUUCGUCUCUGCCUCCUCUGGGGUUAAAUGAGUCACUGUUUCACUUUUAUUUGUCAUCUAAUGGUGAGUGUGAAAUGUGCUGAUGAAUGUCUGAAAAAGCGAAUGAGUGACCAAUGAUUCUGAUGAUGUUGUCAAGUAAAGGUUGCACCGUUUGGCUGUUAUGAAGCUUGUGGCUGAGGGGGGGGGGGUCCGCCCUGAACAGGCCCACAGCAGAGCACUGAAUGAGAUGUUUCCAUGUUCUUGUUUGAAAUGGGUUUAAAUUAUUUAUUUUUUGAAUGGAACUGUUCAUUAUACUUGAUUGUUUCACUGCUAUAUGUAUUUGAUUUUGUUUUCUUGGCGUGAAAUCAUGUGAUUUGGUGUGUGUGUGUGUGUGUGUGUGUGUGUGUGUGUAUAAAAACAGGAUCCAUGCAUGAGUGUAAGACAAUCGAAUGGCAGUUGAGUUUUUCAACUUUUUUUAUGAACGCAAAACAGCCAGGGAGCAACUUUUUCUGGAUCCAAUUGGUGCAAUGAUAGACUGAUCAAAUUUCCAUUUCCUGGCUUAUAGAUGUUAUUUUGAAAGUCCAUUACAAACCAGACGAGUCAGCUGCAGGCCUCAUGAGAGUGGCGGUGUUGUGGGACGGGGUUUGUUGAGGUUUAUGUUUGACCAGAAGGGGGCGCCAUGUCCUUUUAUCUGAAAAGUUCGAGAGAACAUCUCUGUCCUUGUAAACCCUGCUACCAAAUGCAUUUAUUUGGGGGGGCCAUGGUGUUCGUGAUCCAGAAACCCUGGCUGUGCCUCAGGUCUCGCUGUCCCUCAUGCCUCCUGAUCAACAUUUUCUCACACUGCUUUUUGCACUUUUUCUUCGUUUAUUUCCCCCCCCCAUGUCGCCCUUUCCUUUUCUUUUGUUUUUGUCUCAUUGCACAAGCGGCGGCUCUCGCUGUGCAGAGUGUGUAGGGGAGGUGUGUGAGGUGUGCUGUGUGUGUGUGUGCGCGCGCGCCAAACACAGUACAUUGAUGUCCUCUUGUCCACUGAACUUGCUGUAUGCACCAUGCAUUUCAAGAAAAUGAGAUAAGAGCAGUGCUGCAAAUGGGAAAUCAUUAUUAAUAAAAACUAUUUAAAUUGUU